Messenger RNA from Musa acuminata AAA Group (dessert banana), 1720 nucleotides. RefSeq names its product dof zinc finger protein 2-like. Gene Ontology annotation, molecular function: DNA binding; DNA-binding transcription factor activity. Lineage: Eukaryota; Viridiplantae; Streptophyta; Magnoliopsida; Zingiberales; Musaceae. Gene Ontology annotation, biological process: regulation of DNA-templated transcription. The record is from RefSeq and is a predicted model, not a curated record. The transcript is spliced from 2 exons. Bases 568 to 1590 code for a protein of 340 amino acids.
CCUAUCAAGAGUCAGGUCUUUGUGCACCCAAGCUUCCGUCGCAGAACCAUGAUCGAGAAAGGAGGAACUGAGGGAAUCCAUGCCUCGGUCUCCCUGGAUCUGUCUCGCUCCUGAUCGCAGAACAGAUGGCUGUGGGAGACGAACAGUGCUUGUCGCUCUUUUCCCUUCCUCUGUUCGUCUAUCGUCUCUUUUCGACAGCGACCGGGAUGGCCUGAGCCACGGAACAGUGCUGCCUCCUUCGGCGGAGCUACUGCAGCAUGGUACGGCCAUGUCUUGAGGCGAGGCGUGGUGGUGAGGAGGAAUCGUUCUCAUCCUGCGACGCCUCCUCGGGCAGCGCGUCCCAGCUCCUGGCCGGGCUCCGACGCGGGUCCCCGCCAUGUUCCCUGACGGCCACGCACGCUAGCUCAGUGCACACCACCCUCAGAGCCCGAGGGAGGACGAGGGCUUGCGCCACCGGAGGCCCCGCGGCAGGCACGGCGCCGGUUCGCCAGUGUCGUAGGUGUUCCAGCGGUGGGACCCACAUCCCCUUGGCGGUAGGGGUAAUCGUUUUCUUCUGCAAGUACUAACAUGAUCCAAGAGAGGUUGGGUGGGGUGGUGGAGGAGAAGAACAUCUCCCACCCCGGAGGCCUUCUGAUCGAUCACUCCUCCUCGUCUUCCCCCACGUCUUCUGUUUCCUCUCAGUCGCAGUCAUCAUCCUCAUCGUCGCUGUCGUCGGCCGCUUCGGAGCAGCAGCAGCAGCAGCAGAACAACCUCCGUUGUCCGCGGUGUGAUUCCACCAACACCAAGUUCUGCUACUACAACAACUACAACCUCGCCCAGCCGCGCCACUUCUGCAAGACCUGCCGCCGGUACUGGACCAAGGGUGGUGCGCUCCGCAACGUCCCCAUCGGCGGUGGCUGCCGCAAGAGUAAGGUGGCGCCCGCCAUCGCCCUGGCCGGGGGUUACGGUCGGUCAGGCGCCACCAAGACGAAGCCGGCGCCGUCGGACCUCUUCCUGAGGUCAAACCUGACCUCUGGUCUGGAUAACGAGCUGCCAUCCGGCCCGAUACUGUGCGCUCCCCCACAUACUUCCCACCUGAUGACCCUUUUCAGGUCCACCACCGUCCAAAACCCCAACCCUAACCUCAAUUCUGCAACCCAUAGGGCCUUGUUUGGUGCCACCACAGUGGCCGAGCAAGAAGGCACACUGCAUGCACACAGCCUGAGCUUGGACCCUUUAAGUCAUCUCGGUUUAUGUGCUUCACUGUGCAGGAACAACAACAGCUACUCAUACCAGCAACAGCCGCAGCAGCAGCAGCAGCAGCAGCCUCAGCAAAACAACAACAUCACAGAUAUCCAAGAUCUGUGCCACAGGCUAAAAUCCUCGUCUAGUUGCUAUAACGAUCAGUUGCAGACAGUAGCGAACGACGUCGGCAGCUUCGAUCCUUCUUCUUGUUCCACUGCUGCUUCUGUGAUUACCGCGGCUGGCAUGGCCACGAGUUCUCCAACUCCUAUCAUGGAGCACAUCAGACACUCUCUCGGCGAAUUUGGUCACUGGAAUCAGGCUUUGGCGUGGCCCGAUUUGCCCACUCCUAAUGUCGCAUUCCACUAAGAGCAUCCAGUUUCUAUGAUUACAGAUAUGGGUCUAUGGUUCUACUGUAGUGGUUUAACGUGUGUGUUUAUGUUCUUCAGAAUGUAUUGUUCAUCAAGCUCGAUUAAGAAUCAGAUAGUAUGUUUACUUU